Molecule: messenger RNA, 1677 nt
Organism: Cladophialophora psammophila CBS 110553
Lineage: Eukaryota; Fungi; Ascomycota; Eurotiomycetes; Chaetothyriales; Herpotrichiellaceae
Exons: 2
Coding region: 1-1677 (558 amino acids)
Molecular function (GO): acid phosphatase activity
Source: RefSeq, a predicted model, not a curated record
AUGUAUUUCCGUUGGGCUCUGCUGGCUGCGCUCCCUUCUCUUGCAGCCUCGUCGCCCACUCCCCGCCAACGCGAACGACGCCAGACCAGCACAAACUCGUCGUCGGACCUUCUUACUGACAUUUCCAUCGUCCAGCAAUACUGGGGCCAGAUCACUCCAUACGCGGACAAUGCUGAGGACUACUUUGGCGUGAGCGAUGUUGGCUUGCCAGAUGGAUGUCAAGUCGAGCAAGCUCAUCUCCUGCAACGCCACGGUGCUCGCUUCCCCGGCGGUACCUUUGACGACGGGCCAAACGAUGCGAACUUUGCCGCCAAGGUCAUGAACUGGACUCAAACCAAGUCUUCCUCCCAGUUUACUGGCCCGCUCGGCUUUUUGAAUUCAUACCGCUAUGAGCUUGCGCGAGACUAUCUCACUGGAAUUGGUGCUUCCCAGUCUUUCAUGGCCGGUGUCACUUUCUGGAACCGGUAUGGGCGCACGCUUUACAAUGCUACCCAGGGACAAGUGGCGUACAACGCGACCUACGGCAAUGGUACCAACCGACCCAAACUGACGCUGAGGACAACGGGACAGUCCCGCAUCGAGAACACCCAGAUCAGUUGGGCACUGGGAUUCUUCGGCCCCAGCUACCAGUUCACUCCGGAUCCGUCCCUGGCCAAUUUCUCCAACCCUUUCAAUGUCGUGAUCGUCCCAGAGGGCGGAACCGAAAACAAUACCCUGGCAUCCUACGACUCGUGCUUCAAUGAUAACAACCCAGUCACCGGGUACUUGGGAGAUCUCGAUUUGUUAAGUUACCUGCCACUCUACCUGUCUAGCGCCCAAAGCCGGCUUUCUCAAUACGUUCCAAGUGGGUUUAAUCUUACUAUAAACGACACAUAUGCCAUGCAGAGCAUCUGUGCGUACGAGUCCAACUAUCUGGGCCGGUCCGACUUCUGCACCUUGUUCACGGAGGACGAAUGGUCCGGGUUCGAGAGCACCCUGGACAUCGAGUACUUCUACGAUUACUCAUACGGCAACCCGACGGGACGAGCCCAGGGUAUCGGGUACCUGCAAGAACUCCUAGCGAGGCUGCAGAGCCAGUACAUCACGGUGUCCAACUCGAGCGUCAACAGCAGCUUGACCAACAACUCGCGCUCAUUCCCGCUGGGGCAGAAAUUCUACGCCGACUUCUCGCACGACGACAUCAUCAUCUCAGUGCUCACGGCCGCCUCGCUCGACUACCUCCGCGACCCGCCCUCCCUCACGCAGUACCCGCCAGACCCGAACCGGCACUUCAUCCUGUCGCACCUGACGCCCUUCUCCGCGCGGCUGGUGACAGAAGUGAUUGGGUGCGGCUCGGGCAAACCCGUGCCUAAGAACUCGUCGCAGACGCAGUACUACCCGACGCAGUACGGGUACAGCGCGAGCGACGCGACGCACAAGUUCAUCCGCAUGCGGCUGAACAACGGCAUCCUGCCGCUGUCCACCAUCCGCGGCGGGUAUUGCGGCAACCGCAGCGAUGGCAUGUGUCCGCUGAGCUCGUUUCUGAAGAGCCAGGCCAGCGCGUACGACGCUAGCAACUACGACUACGUCUGCUUCGCCAACUACACCAUCGACUACCCCAACAAUGGGACAGACUACGACGGGACCCUCUUCAGUGGGAAUGCCAGGCAGAGACGGGGAACAUUGAGGCAAUGGUGA